Molecule: messenger RNA, 4169 nt
Organism: Cherax quadricarinatus
Lineage: Eukaryota; Metazoa; Arthropoda; Malacostraca; Decapoda; Parastacidae
Source: RefSeq, a predicted model, not a curated record
AUGUAUGCUGCUCAAGCACUGUUCUGGACAGUUCAUCUGGUGCGUCUCAAAAUUGACAACGCCGUCUGUCAGCUGGAGCGAUUCAACAGCCUGUACAUCAACAAGCUGGAGAGAGAACUGUCAAGUAGCUCAGCUAGGAUAGCAGCUCUGGAGGCCACUGUCAGCAUUGCUGACCGCGCCGCCGCCUGGGACAACAUACAGAACCACAUGACAGUGUGGACUGACCAGUCCAGGACUAUGGAACGGAAACUAGACAUUCUCAACAGGUGCCACGAGAAACAAGACUCGUGGGAGAUCCGUCUCAACGCAGUCGACGCCCUCAACCACAAGUUGACAGCCCUGGACAAGAAGAUCAACGCCAUGACCAGACUAGAGUUCAAGGUAGAGCAAGUGUCUGAGCGCGUCGAGGAGGUGGACUCAACUAUUAACUGGGUCAAGAAACAGAUGAACUCUCCUGAACACCCAAUCAUCACAGAGUUUGCUGGACGAGGCCUUCUUAGCUCCCUGAUACAAAUUGAAAACAAACUCGAUAACAUUACCCAGAAUCUGGCCAGUGUUGACCCUUCCUCCUCCUCCAGCAGCAGCAGCACCAGCAGAAGUAGCAGCAGCAGUAGCAACAGCAGAAGCAGCAGCAGUGGCAGCAGAAGCGCUAGUGCAAUACAUGAUUACAGUUACCUGAGACCCAAACACGUGUCCGGGCCGAGGUUCAGGCAGGUCCGGCCCACCGUGGAACCUGAACCCGGCAUCAUCUUCACCACAGCAUAUGAAGGAGAGCCAGGGGCGUGCCACCUUCACCCGCAGGACUCCCGCCGGCUCCAGGACGUCAGUGCCAAGGUGGAUCUGGUCUUCGACCAACUCAUUGGUCCUGAUUACGACUACGAAUCCUUUGUUAGUAAGUGGUCUGGUCUCCCCCGCCAAACACACACGAUACGUAAGCUCGUUUGUAAAUUAAUGGUUUUAACCAAUAAACCCCCGUACGGUUGGGAGCGGUCUCUUCAACAGAGCGGUCCUCCUCUGCUUCCCGAAAAGGCCUUCACAAGAGCAGUUCUCUUCUACAAGCAACUCUUCAACCAGAGCAGUCUCUUCUACAGAGCAGUCUCUUCUACAGAGCAGUCCUCUUCUACAAGAGGACUCUUCUACCAUAGCGGUCCUCUUCUUACAGAGCUGUCUCUUCUACAGAUCAGUCUUUCCUACAGAGUGGUGGUCUCUUCUACAGAGCAGUCUCUUCUACGUGAGCGGAGCGUUCUCUCUAACAGAGUGGUCUCUUAUACAGAGCACAGCCUUUCUACAGAGGCGGUCUCUUCUACAGAGCAGCCCACUUCUACAGACGCUCUCCUACAGAGUGGUCUCUUCUACAGAGCAUCUUUCUACAAGCGGUCUAUUCUACUACAGGGCGCGGCUCUUCAAAACAGAGAAGUACCUCAGCUUCAGGUGAGUGACCUCAGCUUCAAAUGGGUGAUCUCAGCUUCAGGUGGGUAUCCUCAGCUUCAGGUGAGUGACCUCAGCUUCAGAAUAAUAAUUUCCUUCUGCCUGGCCUUCCACAGUAUUGCUGACGAGGCGCACAACUAUCGUCUGAGUGUUUUUGGUUACCGUGGCAACGCCUCCGACAGCUUCUCAGCUCACAACGGGUUCCUCUUCUCCACCUACGAUAGGGACAAUGACGAGGCUCCUGAGUGCUGUCCCUGUGCCCCGGCUUAUGGUGGGGGAUGGUGGUUCUACAGUUGCUUCGAGAGUAACUUGAACGGUGAAUACCACACUGACCCGAAGGAUAAUGACUACUACCGUGGCGUCAUCUGGGAGCUGUGGCUGGGUGACUACUCCCUCAAGGCGACAGAGAUCAAACUACGCCCUGCCUCCCAGAGUAAUGACUACCCUGCCUCACCAUACCCUACACUGCCAACAGAGCCAUACCCUACCCAGCAAGUGCCAGAGCUGCCACUCAGAAAACAAUAGGCCUACACAUUCCUACAGGAAGAGGAUGGAGGAGUAGCAAAAGCCGCCUUGUACUACAAAGCCGCCUUGUACUACAAAGAAUGCAGCCCGGAUCAGAUCCUGGGCCGGAAGUUAGUAAACUGUUGUGGGUGGCAUCUUGGGGGAAGAACUUGAAGGACCUUGAUGGAAAUAAACCACAUUGCCGAAUUUUCUUUCAUUAUUUGCCGAGUAGGUAACAGAAGCUAAGUAAGACCUGGGUAGCUUGAAAAAGAAACUAGAUAAAUAUAUGAGUAAAAAGCAGUGCGGAUCUACAUUUUGAGGGCCAUGCAGCACGAACUGUUAUGGGGGCCCCUUCGCAACAACUUCUCAUACAGUAGACCCAAAAAUCUUAAACAGCAUAGACCAAAGCAGCUUCUGGGGCCCCUCCGGGAUUAGAGCCCCUGAAGCUAUGGCUUCAUUAAUUUCAUAGUAGAUCCGUCCCUGGUGAAAUGGACUGGAUUUGAUUAGUACCUGAGGUACUGAAGCUAAUUCUAGGGAAGCUUUGGGAAAAGAGCUGCACAAAUAUGUGGGUGGGAAUAGCUGCUUUUUACAAGGACCUGCCUAGUAUGGACCAGUAGGCCUGCUGCAGUAUUCCUUCAUUCUUAUGUUCUUAUUCUGGGUUAUUAACCCUCCGGGAUUAAAAAUCUGAACACAGUAGCAACGAUAAAUUCCUUGGGUAACACUGACAUUGGGUUGGACGAAUAUUUUUAUUAGUGGGUUUGGGUUUGACAAGGACCUGCCUAGCAUGGGCCAGUAGGCCUGCUGCAGUGUUCCUCCUUAUGUUUUUAAAGCCUCUUAUAGUUUAUUCAGGUUAUUAACCCGACAAGGAUAGUAAUCGUGUAUAACCAUAGAAAGUCUGUCAAUGUAACUUGUAUCCACUGGGGUCUUUUUCGAGAGAAUUCACCACUACAGAGUCUGCUAACAUCCAGUUACACACUGACUGCUAGGUCAACAGAGGCAGUAUUUUUGUCUCCUGUUGUACACACUCCUGUUGUCCACACACCCACUGUAUACACCUGUUAUACACACACCUGUUGUACACAAUUGUUGCAUACACACCUGUUGGUUUAGAAAAACACGUAAGCAAACACUAAGACAUAUUAGAAAACGUUUCGGUCCUGGGACCUUGAUCAGGGUCCCAGGACCGAAGAGUUUUCUUAUGUCCUAGUGUUUACUUAUGUGUCUUUCUGAACCAAAUUGCCGGUAUUUAUUACCAAGGUUUAUAUACCAUACACAUGUUAUAUAUAAUUCCCACAAAAUUUAAUAUAUAACGAUAUUACCCACAUCCUACCUAGGACACAUACACCGUGAUACACAAAUACAUAUACGUACUUGUAUAUUUGUUAUUACGCUGACGUUUUCGGUCUGAAAAUCCGUGUAGUAAUAAUAAUUUCCAGUUUGUUUAUAUUCUUGUAUAGUAGCUACCCCAUAAAUGGUAUGACAUACAUGGUUCUGUACUCGUAAAUUGUUUUUUAAUGCCCUCUCGCCUAUUGUUUAUGUUGGGUUUAAGGGCGCCAUCGGUCUGCGGAGCCGGUAAUUUUCUCGUGUCCGCGGCCCGUCUAGGGGUCUGAGGCCCAUUUAUGUGCUUCAUGACCCAGCUUGGGGUCCGCGGCCCAUCUUGGGGUCCGCGACCCAUCUAGGGGUUCACGACACAUGUAGGUAGUCCACGACCCAUCUAGACGGGAUUCAAGGCCCAUCAAGGGGUUCUUGACCCAUCUAUAGGGGUCCCCGCCCAUCUAGGGGUCCUCGACUCAUCUAGGGAGUAACGACCCAUCUAAUGGGAUCAUCGACCGACCUAUCAUGGGGGUUCACGGCCCACCUAGGGGGUCCACGGCCCAUCUAGGGGGAGUUCACGAUCCAUCUAGGGGUCCGCGACCCACAGCUUGAGAACCAAGGUAUGUAACCCUUCAAGAUGAAUACUGUGAUGAAUAUUUUUGGAAUUGGGAAGCGAUCGGCUUUGAGUAGCUUAGACUCCUCGGAUCAAGACCCCCUUUUAGGAUGCAGUUCCAACACUUAUACUAAUCUACUCAUCACUAAUUACAAUAAUAAUUAUUAUUAUCACACUACGUAUCGAGUAAUUUUUUUAAAUAUAAAUAAAUGUAUUUAAAUGUAUAUUUUAUUAUUAAAAAUAAAAUAUAAACUUAGGGUUGUCAAUUAUGAUUUAUUUUUAUUUUAAUAAAAAUUACGUGUCCAUUAUA